Cuculus canorus (common cuckoo) is the source of this 4106-nucleotide messenger RNA. It is a transcript of the gene DAZAP1, whose product is annotated as DAZ associated protein 1. NCBI's taxonomy places the organism in Eukaryota, Metazoa, Chordata, Aves, Cuculiformes, Cuculidae. The transcript is spliced from 12 exons. The record is from RefSeq and is a predicted model, not a curated record. Gene Ontology annotation, molecular function: RNA binding. Gene Ontology annotation, cellular component: cytoplasm. The coding region runs from base 147 to 1373 and encodes 408 amino acids.
GGGGGUUUAAACCGGGGCCGGGAUUUAGGGGAAGAGAACGGCGAGGAACGCCCAGCCUGCCCGGUAGCUCCGUGCUUCCGCCGCUGGUGCCGCCGCCGGAGGGACGAACCGGGCGCGGCCCCGGAUCCCGCCGAGGAGCCGCCGCCAUGAACAGCGUGGGAGGCGCCGACGAGAUCGGAAAACUCUUUGUGGGUGGCUUGGACUGGAGCACAACACAAGAGACUCUUCGUAGCUACUUCUCCCAGUAUGGAGAAGUCGUAGACUGUGUAAUAAUGAAAGACAAAACAACGAACCAGUCUCGAGGAUUUGGAUUUGUCAAAUUUAAAGAUCCCAACUGUGUGGGAACAGUACUGGCCAGUAGACCUCAUACGUUAGAUGGCCGAAAUAUUGAUCCAAAGCCAUGCACACCUAGGGGGAUGCAGCCCGAAAGGACACGACCGAAGGAAGGAUGGAAAGGAUCCAGGAGCGAUAACAAUAAAUCAAAUAAAAUUUUUGUUGGUGGGAUUCCUCAUAACUGUGGCGAGACAGAGCUCAGGGAAUACUUCAAGAAAUUUGGAGUGGUCACUGAAGUUGUAAUGAUCUAUGACGCAGAGAAACAGAGGCCCCGAGGUUUUGGAUUUAUUACUUUCGAGGACGAACAAUCAGUGGACCAGGCUGUCAACAUGCAUUUUCACGACAUCAUGGGCAAAAAAGUGGAGGUGAAGCGCGCAGAACCUCGUGAUAGCAAAAGCCAAACUCCAGGGCCACCCGGUGCCAGUCAGUGGGGAAGCAGGAUCAUGCCAAGUGCUGCCAACGGCUGGGCAGGUCAGCCGCCUCCGACCUGGCAACAAGGAUAUGGCCCUCAAGGGAUGUGGGUGCCAGCUGGACAGGCGAUUGGUGGAUAUGGACCACCUCCUCCAGGAAGAGGAGCUCCACCACCACCACCACCAUUUACCUCAUACAUAGUCUCUACGCCACCUGGAGGAUUCCCACCUCCGCAAGGAUUUCCGCAGGGCUAUGGUACCCCUCCACCAUUUAGCUUUGGUUACGGUGCUCCACCGCCUCCGCCUGACCAGUUUGCCCCGCCUGGCGUUCCCCCUCCACCCGCCACUCCAGGGGCAGCACCACUAGCUUUCCCACCGCCACCACCGCCGUCUCAGGCAACUCAGGACAUGAGCAAACCCCCCACUGCUCAGCCAGAAUUCCCUUACAGUCAGUUUGGGUAUGGACAAGACUUGAGCGGUUUUGGACAAGGUUUCUCCGACCCCAGCCAGCAGCCCCCUCCCUACGGAGGCCCCUCGGUGCAGCCAUCCAGCGGACCACCUGCAGGAGGAAGCGGUUUUGGCCGAGGACAGAACCAUAAUGUGCAAGGAUUUCACCCCUACCGGCGCUAGCGCGGGCUGGCAAUCAGGGAAUUCUGUCCAGCCCGGGUUACCCAGGAAUCCCAGACUUCUGAACUUGUGACAAUCACAUACUUGAUGGAAGAAAAACCUAACAACAUUUUUUUGGGGGAGGGUGGGGGGAUGAUGGCUUCUGGAGGCAGAGCUGUGGGUGUUUGGACUGCAGUUUUUAAACAUUUUCCUUUCUCUAACCCCAUCAGCACAAAUAAAGAAAAUGUCACUGGUUCAAACUACAGGGUUUUAAAAAUGUCUUCAGCUUUAAUUCACAACUUCAGGUUUCUUUUUUUUGUUGAAAUUAUUUUUCCUGAGCCUUUUGUUUUACCGUAUAUUGUAAACUUUUAUGUUUAAAAGAAAAAAAAUAUAUACAUUUACAGAUUGUGAAAUUUUUAAGAGAAAUUUUCUACUAUGUAUGCUGGCUUAUUUUUUAAUUUAAAAAACAGGGUUUCCGUUAGCACUGUUGGAAGUGAGGGCGAGCUGCAACCCCUUCACUCUGACCUUAGCGGUGGGGCGGAUGGCUCAGGAACUCUGGGAGUUAAAUCUACUGAGUGUAUUUUGCUUGUGUUACCUGAACGGUGCAGGACCGGGAACAGGGCAGGGUGCAGACUUGCUGACGCACAGAGUCACUUAACGAAGCGCAGUGCUUGGAUCUGGGCUUCAUGUGCUUUCCGAUCCUCUGUGGAUUUCCUUGGGGUUAACGGAGGCCUUGUUAAGAUGUAGAUUUCCCUCAGGCAAAAAGGUUUAGGUGCAAUUUGCACUAACCAGUGAUUACCCCUGGUUUGAAUAAAGAGAAGUACAUUUGGACUAGAAACACAAGCCUGUCUCCAUUUUUUAAUUUUGCUUUUGACAAGUUUCUUGUGAAUUUUGUGUUCUUAUGAGAAGUCAAUUGGCAGCCCUCAAAAUCUACCGUCAGCAUACAGGCUUGCGCUGUGCCCUAGUGGGCUCCGAGGCCCCCGGCAGUGGAAUCCAAGCGGUGGCUCUGCUGCACGCCCAACUCCUGCCUCUGUGAGGAGCCAGCUGUGCUGGUCGGUGUCCUGGGGUGGCUGCAGAGCAAAUUGCAUUUGAGGGGGGAAAAGGACUCUUCACCGUGUCUCCUAAACCCAUCAGCAGGCUCAGGGCUGCACAUUGGGAGGUUCCCUCGGUGUCCCCAUUGAGAGAGCUGCAGGCAGCUUUGGGGUGUUCGCAUGUCAGUCAGUAGCAGGGAUGUUGGAUGCCCUUCAUCUGACUUGGGGGUGUGCAAGCGCAUUCUUCCCAGCAAGGCUGAAUGCAUAGAACUGUCUCACAGAUUGGUGCACCCCUGGGGGUGUUUCCCUGGUCUCACUUGCCCCGCGUCUGGAAUUCCUGGGUGACCUUCCUAGGAAUGUGACUCAAUGGUGCUGACCUGGAGCCACAUCCCUGAUUCCUGUGAUCCCAUCACUGGGGAUCCCUCUUCCACGGUAUCCUCUGUAACUGCUGCGAGCAGCAGCAACCAGGUAAAACCUGGAUUUACAAGUAGGUCAGUGUCCAGAACUCCUUGACCUGGCUCUUCUGGAACACUGCUUCCAUGCCGGUCUCUUAAAUGCAGGGUUGAUCCCAUGGGAAAUGAAAUCUAACACAAUGGAUAAGCACUGUGGAGUGGGAUGGGUCAUUGGGCCUAACGCCACACCGCUGCACGUUGUCUGCCCCUUAUCCAUGAGCCUGAGGCUGCCAAGUCAAAGCCAAACCUUCCCAAGGAGCCUUCUCCCAGGGCUUGUGGCUGCUGGGUGCAGGUCUGGGCUCACUAAUCCUCUCUGCUCUCAUUAAUUGCUGUUAAUGGGGCUUCACUACUGCAAGCUGGAAAGACCUCUCACAGGAGCAAAUAUGGUGUUGUGCAGCACAGCUUGAAAUUUGGGAUGCAUUGCACUGUAUCCAUGGCACUGGAGGUCACUGGAAUGGCUCUUGGAAGGGCUUUGAUCCAUUCGGAGGCUUCAGAGUUUGGAUGGAUGGUGCCAGUUCCACUCCCUGGGAAUCCCCUUAGCUCUGCUCCUCGCUCAUUCGCAUCCACGAGCACGAAGCAUGCACUGCUUCCCUGCUGGAACAGAAGCUGCUCCUGCUUUCCCUUUAUGCAGGUGCAUCCGUGCAACCACUUGGAUCUUCUCACUGAGGACUGGGUUUUGAUUUCUUGACAUGUGAAACACCCGGGCACAAUGCAGACCAGAGGCACCUCGAUGAUGUGCAGGAUGGGAGGAGACCCAACACCAGCACAGCUCCGCUGCCAUUCCAGCUCCUCUUGGAUACAAGAAUUUGGAAGCAGAUACCUCCUGUGCAGAACAAGCUCUUCAGGUUGGCGCAGGCCUUUGCAUUCGCUCAGGAUUCAUCCCUGCCCAGGGACAAACGGCCUUGGCUGCUGCCGAGAACUGAGCUGCUGCUUGUUUGCUCAGCACUGGCCUCCCCACCCUCACAGCAAAAUAUUUCUUCCUAAGAUCUCAUCUCAACCUCCCCUCUUCCAGCUGGAAACCGUUCUCUUUCAUCCUCUCCCUGCCCUCCCUCAUCAGGAGCCUCUCCCCAGCUUUCCUGGAGCCCCUUUCAGUGCUGGAAGCUGCUCUAAAGUCUCCUGGGAGCCUUCUCUUCUCCAGGCUGAACAACUCCACCUCUCUCAUCCUGUCCUUGUAUGGGAGGCGCUCCAGCCCUCGGAUCAUCUCUGGCCUCCUCUGGACUCGCUCCCACAGCUCCAUGCCCUCCCUGUGCUGAGGACUCCAGAGCUGGACGCAG